Messenger RNA from Gordionus sp. m RMFG-2023, 1092 nucleotides. RefSeq lists its product as uncharacterized. The transcript is spliced from 2 exons. The coding region runs from base 1 to 1092 and encodes 363 amino acids. Lineage: Eukaryota; Metazoa; Nematomorpha; Gordioida; Chordodea; Parachordodidae. The record is from RefSeq and is a predicted model, not a curated record.
AUGAUUUCUUUAAAUAUAAGAUCGCUAAGUGACAAAUUGACUAUUCUUAGGCAAACUAUAAAUGAUCAAAGAUACGACAUCCUCCUUUUACAAGAAACUCCUCUGAAAGAGACGGAAGUGAAAGACAUCAAAGUCGUCAGCAAAUUCAACUUCACUUUAUUUACGGACCAUUAUCCACUAAGAUGCGAGCUAAGGAUAAUCAAUAGCAUUUUUCCGAACCAUAAUCAACAGAACCACCUUAACGCUACACGCUUCAUAGCGAGGAAAGACUUGGCACAGCUGAACGAUCCGGAUAUAAAAGAAGAGUUCAUCACAAAGCUAACAACAUGGAGAAACACCCUAAAUGGCAUGAUCAACCCUAAUAUAACCUGGAAAGAUAUGAAACUAAAUUUAUCAAGCUGUAUGACUUCAUGCUUAAGACCGCGAAUUAAAUGUAAAGAGUGGCUCUCCCCUUCAACAAUACAGAUAAUUAAAAAAACAACUAAUAUCUCCUAUAACCAAUAUACUAUACACCACAGAAGGUUCAUAACUCGCUGCAUAAGUACAGACAAAAUAUAUUUUAUUGCCAACAUAUCUAGAUCCAUACAAUAUAAUUUUGACAACAAUAAUAUUUACAAAGCUUUCCAAUCUCUCAAAUUUCUCACAACCUUUAAAUCAAAUCCUCUUCCAAGAUUACACAUUGAAAACAAUAAAAUUAUAACGGACCCCAAGGAACAAUUAGCUAUAUGGACAGACCAUUACAUGAAUCUUUACAGGACGAGGCGGCCUAAACCAACGUGUGAUUAUCCUUUCCAACCACCCAAUCGGAACCUGAACAAAAUAGAUAUAAUCAAUGCCAUUAAAAGACUAAAAACCCAUAAAUCUGCAGGAAUCGAUGGGAUCUUUGCGGAACUAUGGAAGAUAGAUGCGGAUCUAAGUUCAGGUCUACUGCUUCCCCUCUUGAAUGAAAUAUGGAAUACGGGCAACUUACCAGAGGAAUGGAUGACCUCGAUAAUACUGAAUUUUCCCAAAAAUAAGAACCCGACUACCCUGAAGGACUACAGAGGGAUUGCACUGAUCCCAGUUACCCUAAAAAUGUUCACGAUAUUAUAG